Molecule: messenger RNA, 3325 nt
Organism: Solea senegalensis (Senegalese sole)
Lineage: Eukaryota; Metazoa; Chordata; Actinopteri; Pleuronectiformes; Soleidae
Gene: myb
Product: v-myb avian myeloblastosis viral oncogene homolog
Exons: 16
Coding region: 91-2094 (667 amino acids)
Biological process (GO): regulation of DNA-templated transcription
Cellular component (GO): nucleus
Molecular function (GO): RNA polymerase II cis-regulatory region sequence-specific DNA binding; DNA-binding transcription factor activity, RNA polymerase II-specific
Source: RefSeq, a predicted model, not a curated record
UAAAUUAAUGUCAACCUGACUGCUCGCCGGGAGAACUAACUCAGAGCACAGAGCGAAAGUACCUGCGAGCUGCUGCACAUACCCUUUAACAUGGCACGGCGGCCGAGAAACAGUGUUUACAGUAGUGAAGAGGAUGAGGAGGAGAACGAGAUGUAUGAACACGACUAUGAUGGAUCACUAGCCAAGACGGGGAAACGCCACCUCGGGAAAACACGCUGGACACGAGAAGAGGAUGAGAAUUUGAAAAAACUUGUGGAGCUUCAUGGAUCAGACGACUGGAAGCGAAUCGCAAGCCUAUUAACUAAUCGUACAGAUGUGCAGUGUCAGCACCGAUGGCAGAAAGUGCUGAACCCAGAACUCAUCAAAGGACCAUGGACUAAAGAGGAGGACCAGAGGGUGAUCGAGUUGGUCCAGAAAUAUGGAGCCAAGCGCUGGUCGGUGAUCGCCAAACACCUGAAGGGACGAAUUGGCAAGCAGUGCCGCGAGCGCUGGCACAACCACCUGAACCCGGAGGUGAAGAAGACCUCCUGGACUGAGGAGGAGGACAGGAUCAUCUAUCAGGCGCACGAGAAGCUGGGCAAUCGCUGGGCCGAAAUUGCAAAGCUGCUCCCUGGCAGGACUGACAAUGCUAUAAAGAAUCACUGGAACUCCACCAUGAGGCGGAAGGUGGAGCAGGAAGGCUACCUUCAAAGCGCGUCGAAGAACGGCAACUCCUCGCUCUCCAUCAACCACGGCUACGUCAAGACCAACAGUCACAUUAUGGGUUUCCCCAGUCACUCGCCCAGUCAAGCGCAGCUGCCUCCCCUGUCACCGCACAACUACAGCUACAUCUCCAACACACACAGGGUGUCCUUCCCCAUGGCGUUGCAUUUGAACAUCCUGAACAUUCCCCAGCGUGGGACCGCUGCUAUACAGAGACACUAUAGUGAGGAAGACCCCGAGAAGGAACAGAGGGUGAAGGAGAUUGAACUGUUGCUCAUGUCAACAGAAAAUGAACUAAGAGGACAGCCAUCACUACCAAUGAAUUUGCCAUAUCCGACCUGGGCCAGCCAAAGCCCUUUGACCAGCAGCUCCGAGGGUGUGGCCAUGUUGUUCCCUCCACACCAGGAAGCGGCCCCCACCCUGCCCCUGGACCAGAGCUGCCUACCAGAGGAGAGCGCCUCUGCGACACGUGCGCACGGCAACAACAGCAGCAGCAGCAACAACAACAACAACAACAACAGCAACCGUCAUCACAGUGGCUCGUUCUCAAAUACUAUUCCAGAGUUCAUGGAAUCCAUGGAAGUCAUUGAUUCAAGCCUCUCCUCAGUGGGUGAAGCCACUACCAGUGGGCUCUUGGGUAGGAGCGCUCACAGAACAGACAGGGUCUCGCCCAGUCAGAGCUCGAGAGCUGCUCACGGAGCGUGGGCUGCUUUCAUCUGCUCAACACCCAAGCCUUCACCAGUCACAAAUCUCCCCUUUUCACCUUCACAGUUUCUCAGCCAGUCCAUGAGCCCAGAACACUCUGACAACGACAGUUUACCAAUGAACUCCCCCGUGGACACCAAGCCUCUGAUCGAUGUCAAGCCGCAGAAAGAGAAUGAAAUGUUCAGAACUCCAAACAUUUGCCGUUCCAUCCUGGAGUCAUCACCUCAGACGCCAACGCCUUUCAGAUCAGUUCUGGCGCUGCAGGAAGCCAAGUACGGACCACUCAAACUACAGAACAUCCCUUUGGAGCAGCAGAUGGUCCACUCCAUCAAGCAGGAACCGAUUGAGUGCGCCAUCGAGCAGCCUCCUCUGAAGAAAAUAAAACAGGAGGUGGAAUCACCAUGUGAGAGGAGCCCGUGUAUGCAGUGGGAAGCACAGGACCUUCACACACAGCUCUUCUCCCCCAACGGCCCUGCACAAGAAGUGCCUGACCUUCUCACAAGCUCAUUGCUGAGUGAAGACGGACACAAAACGUACCACCUCACCCACAGAGGCAUGGGCAGCCCACUACAGCAGCUCAGCACCUGGGAGCAGACGACCUGCGGGAAAACGGAGGAGCACGCGUUGUCUUCGGAGCAGAGCCACAAAUACAUCAACACUUACCCCACAAGGACACUGGUCAUGUAGAUGGAGGGACACACACACACACACGUUGAACUGGAAACAUCAACACUCAGUGCGCUGGACGCAGCGUGGCGGGUUUCAUAUUUGUUGUGGUACAACAGUUGGUGUUUUUACACUCACACUUGUUGGAUUUCAACCAACCAAAGACUAUACCUUUUUUUAUUUUAUAUAUAUCUUUUACAUAGAAUUUGCUUUGGGUUUUUUUUUUUUUUAUAAUGUUUGUCCUCUCAAUUUUGGUCCUAUCAUUGUAUUAUUCUCAAUGUUGUAUUAUAAAUGGGAUAUGGUGGCUAUAUAAUUUGGGCUGUAUUAUUAAUUCUGAAUUUUUGAUAUUAAUAUAAAGAACAAGUUGAUUAAUUUAUUUCUUUUUUUUUAUGACUUUAUUGAUGUUUUCUUUUACAAUUGGCCAAUGGAGCAGUGUUUUUAAGUUAAGUAUUUAAGCCCUCUUAGCAUUAUCAUAUAUCUAAUGGCAUAUUAAUGAUUUCAAAACUGACCUCUGAAACUUUUCUGUUGCUUUGUUUGUUGUUCAAAUGGAUUGAAUGGGUCUACUGAAAAUUUCAAACGUUCGUGCCACCUCGUGACCUCGUACUACUGAACUUGUCAACAGUUAACGUCUCUCCUUCACAUCGUUAUUCAACUACAAAUCACCACGUCUUUUUACAGCAGGAGAGGCCUUAUUAGUAUUACCUAAUUGCCACUGGGGCACCUUUAUUUAUACAUAUUAAUUAUUAAAUUAUGACAAUCAAUUUGCUAUCAGUAAUAUAAUUCGUUUCAUGUACGACGCAUGACUAUGACGUUACAUUCUUUCAUGUUUGAAACCAUGAGCUUUUACCCAGUAAAAGUAAGGACCAAGAUGCACUUGAGUUUUAUAUUCUCCAUUAAAAAAAAAAAGCAAGAGUACGAAACACUGAUAUUUUAUAUUAUGCUACAAACAAAAGCCCAGUCGAAACUUUUGUAUGGUUUUUGUUUUUUUUCUAAUUGUUUUGUGUAUUUUUUUAUUUUUUUUGUAACGCAUAUUCAAUCAGCAUUUUGUUUUUAUACCGAGACUGCAGUAGCCCGCGUGACACACUUAGCAGACGACUUGUUUUACCGUAUUUUUGAUGCCUUGUUUUUAUACUAGCUUUUGAGCAAAAGUCAUUUUAUGAAAGCAUUUAUACAUGCCAAGUUUCUUGUUUUUUUUAUGUCUUUUUAUACUUUUCUAAACUGCCUAGUAAAUAAAGUGUGUUGUUUUAUUACA